This is a messenger RNA of Salvia hispanica, 858 nucleotides long. RefSeq names its product MADS-box protein JOINTLESS-like. Gene Ontology annotation, molecular function: protein dimerization activity; DNA-binding transcription factor activity; RNA polymerase II transcription regulatory region sequence-specific DNA binding. Gene Ontology annotation, cellular component: nucleus. Gene Ontology annotation, biological process: positive regulation of transcription by RNA polymerase II. The record is from RefSeq and is a predicted model, not a curated record. Lineage: Eukaryota; Viridiplantae; Streptophyta; Magnoliopsida; Lamiales; Lamiaceae.
CUUGCUUUCUCUCUCUCUCUAGUUUCUCUCUCUAGGGUUGGUGGCAUUGGCAGUUUGGCUUUCACUUCUGCAGUGAAGGUGUAGGAAGAUGGUGAGGCAAAAGAUUGAGAUAAAGAAGAUCGAUAACUUGACAUCGAGGCAGGUGACCUUUUCGAAGAGGAGAAGAGGGCUUUUCAAGAAAGCGAGAGAACUUGCCACUCUUUGUGAUGCUGAGAUUGCUCUCAUUGUUUUCUCGGCCACCGGCAAGCUCUUCGACUACUCCAGCUCCAGCAUGACGCAAGUCAUCCAACGACGUAAGGCUCAGCCAGAGGGUAUCAACCGUCUCCGGCAAACUUUCCUCAAUCAGGUGGGAGGCGACAUUGAUGAUGCGAUCAGCAAGGAACUCAUGGCCUUGACUCGCGAAUACAAGCAACUUAAUGGAGAAGAGCUCCAAGAUCUCGGCAUGAAUGAACUGGCUAGACUGGAGAGAGUGGUGGAGUCAGCAUUGGGCCGAGUUUCUAAAACAAAGAAUGACCAGCUUAUGUUUGAGAUCAGCAAGCUGGAGACAAGGGAAAUAGAACUGAAGAAAGAAAACGAGAUGCUGAAACAGCAAGCUGAGAAAAAAAGAAACGCAACGGAACAAGGAAGUUCAGUCGAGUCCAUCGCCAACUCCUAUGGCUUUCGGGCCCGUUGUCCGUACGAGGACAAGAGCGUCUCCGACACUGCUCUAAAGCUCGGGUUUGUAUGAAUAUAUUAUGGGAUGAGUUUGCUUUGUGGUAUAAGGAAGGGAUAUAAGCCCUGGCGUGGAGUUGUUCGCAAUUUUCCCAGAAUAAAUUUUUUGAGAUUGUAUAUGAAAUGAGGAAAUCAUUAUAGGUUUUA